This is a messenger RNA of Hippocampus comes (tiger tail seahorse), 10753 nucleotides long. RefSeq names its product unconventional myosin-IXa-like. Gene Ontology annotation, biological process: intracellular signal transduction; establishment of epithelial cell apical/basal polarity. The coding region runs from base 439 to 7740 and encodes 2433 amino acids. The record is from RefSeq and is a predicted model, not a curated record. The transcript has 46 exons. Gene Ontology annotation, molecular function: GTPase activator activity; actin filament binding; ATP binding. Lineage: Eukaryota; Metazoa; Chordata; Actinopteri; Syngnathiformes; Syngnathidae. Gene Ontology annotation, cellular component: axonal growth cone; actin filament; myosin complex.
CGCCACUUCCCGAUUACAUCCCACGCGUGGACGCGCGGCGCGGCCACGCAUAGCUCUGUGGAGAAAGCCCAGAGACGAGCUACGCGACGUGACAUGACGUGACGUGACGUGAAGUGACGGCAAGGACUGCAGACAGAUUCACGCCGAAGCCCCCAAAAGACACACUGGAGCAGCUUUCCCCCCUGAAUUGGAUUCUCCAUGAUCGGCGCAUCGGAGCGGCGGAUUGUGGCUGGCGUGUCCGGACGCACCGCACUGGGCUCCGGUUGACUCGGUGGCGGUUGGCCGCUCUUCCUCGUCGCUUGGGCGGACUGGAGGAGGAGGAGGCGACGGCGCCGGCUCGGUGGUGGUGGUGGUGGAGGAAGAGGAGAUUGGAAUGUCCUGAGUUCCUGCCAGAGUGCCCGGAGAGCGCGCAGUGCUGAUGGGAGCGGCUGUGCCACCAUGAGCGUACAAGAUGGCAGCUGCAGCUACGCCAGCAGUGCCAACAUGGCCGCCGCCAGCGGCAGCAUGCGGCGGCGCCUGGAGGACCAGGAGUUCACCCUUCGCGUGUACCCGGGCUCCCUGGCCGAGGGCACCAUCUACUGCCCCGUCACGGCCCGCAAGAACACCACGGCGGCCGAGGCCAUCGAGUGCCUCAUUGAGCGGCUGCGCCUGGACCGCACCAAGUGCUACGUCCUGGCCGAGGUCAAGGAGUUCGGCGGCGAGGAGUGGAUCCUCAACCCCGGCGACUGCCCCGUGCAGCGCAUGAUGCUGUGGCCCAGGAGCGCGCUGGAGAACCGCGGCGGCCUGGGCAGCGGUGACGACUACCGUUUCCUCCUGCGGGAAAAGAACCUGGACGGGUCCAUCCACUACGGCGGCAGCCUCCAGAUGUGGCUGCGGGUGACCGAGGAGCGCCGCCGCAUGGUGGAGCGGGGUUUUCUCCCCCAGCCGGCGGGGAGCGACCCCCCGACGGACCUCUGCGCCUUGCCCGAACUGACGGAGCGCGCCCUUUUGGAGAGCCUGCGGGCGCGUUUCCGCCAAGAGAAGAUCUACACGUAUAUCGGGAGUAUCCUCAUCGUGGUCAACCCCUUCCAGUUUCUGCCCAUCUACAACCCCAAGUACGUCAAACUGUACGACAACCACGCGCUGGGCAAGCUGGAGCCGCACAUCUACGCCGUGGCCGACGUGGCCUACCACGCCAUGCUGCAGCGGCGCAGGAACCAGUGCAUCGUCAUUUCGGGCGAGAGCGGCUCGGGGAAGACGCAGAGCACCAACUUUCUCAUCCACCACCUGACCGCCCUCAGCCAGAAGGGCUUCGCCAGCGGCGUGGAGCAGAUCAUCCUGGGAGCCGGGCCCGUGCUGGAGGCCUUCGGCAACGCCAAGACGGCCCACAACAACAACUCCAGCCGCUUCGGCAAGUUCAUUCAGGUCAACUACCAAGCCAGUGGCACUGUUCGAGGGGCCUACGUGGAGAAGUACCUGUUGGAGAAAUCUCGUCUGGUCUACCAGGAGCACAACGAAAGGAACUACCACGUUUUUUACUACCUGCUGGCUGGAGCCAGCGAGGAUGAGAGGAAGUCGUUCCACCUGCUCCAACCUGAGGAAUACCACUACCUCAACCAGAUGACAAAGAAAUCGCACAAACUCCGCUGGGACAAUUGCUAUGAGAGCGAGCUGCAGGACUGCUUCAGCGUGGAGGGCGAGGACUUGAAACACGACUUUGAGCGUCUGCAGCUGGCGAUGGAGAUGGUCGGCUUCCUUCCCGCUACGCGCAAACAGAUUUUCUCGCUGUUGUCGGCCAUACUCCACCUGGGCAACAUCCGUUACAAGAAGAAGACCUACAGGGACGACUCCAUCGACAUCUGCAACCCCGAGGUCCUUCCCAUCGUCUCGGAGCUGCUGGAGGUGAAAGAGGAGAUGUUGCUGGAGGCGCUGACCACCAGGAAGACGGUGACCGUCGGGGAGAGGCUCAUCGUGCCCUACAAACUUGCAGAGGCGGGCACGGUGAGGGACUCCAUGGCCAAGUCAUUGUACAGCGCUCUCUUUGACUGGAUCGUGUUCCGGACCAAUCACGCUCUGCUCAACAACAAGGACCUGGAGGACAAUUCAAAGAUCUUUUCCAUCGGCGUAUUGGACAUCUUUGGAUUUGAGGACUAUGAAAACAACAGCUUUGAGCAAUUCUGCAUCAACUUCGCGAAUGAGCGGCUGCAGCACUACUUCAACCAGCACAUCUUCAAACUGGAGCAGGAGGAGUACCGAGCUGAGGGCAUUAGCUGGCACACCAUCGACUACAUCGACAACAGCAGCUGCAUCAACCUCAUCAGCAAAAAACCCACCGCGCUCUUCCACCUGUUGGACGAGGAGUGCAACUUCCCUCAAGCUUCCAAUCAGACCUUGCUGGACAAGUUCAAGCGUCAGCAUGAGGGAAACAGCUACAUUGAGUUCCCCGCCGUCAUGGAGCCCGCUUUCAUCAUCAGACACUACGCCGGGAAAGUCAAGUACGGAGUGAAGGACUUCCGAGAGAAGAACACGGACCACAUGCGUCCCGACGUGGUGGCCUUGCUGAAGAGCAGCAAGAACGCCUUCAUCUGCGGUCUGAUGGGCAUCGACCCCGUGGCCACGUUCCGCUGGGCCGUGUUGCGCGCCUACUUCAGGGCCCUGGUGGCUUUCAGGGAGGCCGGACGCCGACACACUCACAAGAAGACAGGUCAUGAUUCCCCCCUGCCUUGCGCCACCGUCAAAACUGUCGACAGCUUCAGUUUCCUUCAUCACCCGGUUCACCAGAGGAGCCUUGAGAUCCUUCAAAGGUGCAAAGAUGAGAAAUACAGCAUCAGCAGGAAGAAUCCUCGCUCUCCGCUGUCACACCUUCAAGGCGCCAACGCCCCGAACGAGAAAGCCAGCUGGGAUGGUUUCGGCGUCGGCUGCAAAGGUCGCCGCCCGAGCUCGGGGCGCCUGUCGUCGGCGGGCAGCCCGACGGCCCUGGGAGAGGACGGCAUCUUCGUCAAUUCGUCCAACAGCAAGCUCCUGGAACGAGCUCAGGGAAUCUUACUAAGAAACAAAAACUGCAAAAUCAAGCCCAGCCUCCCCAAGCACUUGCUAGACGUCAAGUCUCUGCGCCACCUGAGCAGCGUGACGCUCCACGACCGCAUCACCAAGUCACUGCUUCACUUGCACAAGAAGAAGAAACCGCCCAGCAUCAGUGCACAGUUCCAGGCUUCCCUCAGUAAACUGAUGGAGACUCUCAACCAAUCAGAGCCAUACUUUGUCAAGUGCAUCCGCUCCAAUGCUGAGAAGCUCCCCUUACGUUUUAAUGACAGCUUGGUGCUCAGACAGCUGCGAUACACAGGAAUGCUGGAGACCGUCCGGAUACGACAAUCGGGCUACAGCAUCAAGUACACCUUCCAGGAUUUUGUUGGUCACUUUCAUGUGCUGCUGCCUCGAGGCACAAGCGCAACCAAGUCGGGCAUCAGGGAGUUCUUCAGGCAGAUCCAUUUGAUGCCGGCUGGCUACCAAGUGGGCAACACCACGGUGUUCCUGCGGGAGGCGGAGCGCCAGCGUCUUCAGACACUCCUCCACCAGGAAGUUCUACGGCGCAUCGUCAUGCUGCAGCGCCGCUUCCGGGCGGUCCUGGAAAGGAAGACCUUUGUCAGGAUGAGGCUGGCUGCGCGUAUUAUCCAGCGAUGGUGGCGAUGCUGCCUUCUCAGAGAAUCCGCCGUGUAUCUGAGGCUGGAGGAGGAGCAAGCGGUCGUGUGCCUUCAGACAGCGUGGAGGCGCUGCAGGCAGCGCCGAACCUUCCUGCGCUGGCGCCGCUCGGCGGUGGCCAUCCAGAGGAGCUGGAGGAUCUACUGCCGUCGAAGGACCGCGGCGGCCAUCGCGGUCCAGGCGGCCUGGAGGGGAUUCGUUGAGAGGAGACGAUACUGUGAGACCUACAGGACUGUGAUGCUGCUGCAAGCAAUGGGACGGGGUUACCUGGCCCGCUGCAGGUUGCAAGAACUGAAGCAGCAGCGCGAAGCGCCAGCACCCGUCAUUCAAGGACCCAAUGACGACUUGGCACCGUCGCAACGGGAUGGAGUACGGAGCCUCUCUGGCGAACCAGCGGACGACUCUGCACUCGCCGAGAAAGACUCGGAACAAAGUCGGAGUGUGGACGAGGCGAGCCACAAGACUCGAUCUAAGAGAGAGAGCAGGCGAAUGCGAGAACUGGAGCAGGCACAGUUCAGCUUGGAGCUGCUGAAGGUUCGAACGGGCCAUGUUGGCACGCCACCUGAAGGAGAGGCGGCACCGGACGACAGCACCUUUCCCCUGGAGGACCAUCGCAGAGCUUCACCUCUCGGCUCUCUUGACAGCUUCGAGAUGUUCACUGUCGAGGACAUGGAGACCGAAGGUUCCGGAGGUUUUCGAUCCCAACCGACUGCGCCUCGGGAAUGUUUCAUUUCAGACCAGCAAUCUCAAGAGAUUCCGGCGAGAGAUUCAAACCACAACGAAACGCCCAAGAUGGAGUCCCCUCUCAGGACUGAGGGUCCCCGGGCAACAUUUUACAUCGCUUCUGACCAAAGUCCAAUUCGAGUACCAAACUGUGAAAGUCCCGGCAAAUCUUACAAGGACAGAAGGGAGUCCACCUCUCGAAAGCCUGUUGUGGUCUUGAUCAGUAUGCAAAAGGAGAGUCCUCUGGAAGAGGGGCCGCUGGUACCCCACACUCCAGAAGGAACACGUCCCAGUUCCCAAUUGACACACAUAUCAGGUUUGGAGGUCGGAUCUCCGAUUGAAUCACUCAAUGAAAGGACUACACCGUCCACCUUUGAUGAAGGGAAUUCCUCCAUGGUGCCGUCUUCAACGCCUCAUGAAGCAAGUCCAAAAGUACCCGGCCUUUGCUCCUCCCAAGGGGACAUCAAGAUCACCCCGGAGCCCAAAGCCAGCGUUUCUCCCGUUGCCCCGGGUCAGCAGAAGAAGAAAACGGCCCCACCCGGGAAGGGGGUGCCGAGUCCGCUCCUUGACACGAAGCCGCCCAAAGCCCAGAAGAAGAGCUCAGCCCAGACUGUGAUUGUCAACAUGACGGAGAAGCCCUCCAACGCUGUCUUCUCGCCACCCAGACGCAAGCUUCCAUUCUCCAAGUCCGACAAGGAUUUGGUGAACCAGGGAAGGUCUUUGUCCAUGUUCAGAGAUGAUUCCAGAACCAGAGAGCAGGUGGGCCGCCCGGGCCCCAAAAAGAAACCGCGCAUGUCCCGGACGCGCUCCGACUUCCUCACGCGCUGUAACUCGGAGGGAGCCACGCAGUCGGACGACGACGACGACGAAUACUACGUCCCCGCCCACUCUCGCACGCUGCCCCCCUCCCUGUGCCCCCCGCGCGCCCGCCCCAAGGCCGACUGUCACAGUGACUCCGAGAUGGAUUCCCACAAAGAUCCCAAGAAGAUCCAUAAGACCAUGUCAUCGGGGGAUCUGGGCAAAGUCGAGGCGCUGAGGAAAACCUCCAGUCAGGAUGGAAGAAUGAGAGGAAAGAUGCGAUUCUGGAGUAAAAGCAAACAGGGCGGGAAGAAAGUGUCCAGGGAGAAGCUGGCCAGCAGGAGUGAAAGUGCUGCUGAGACGCCCGAGCGUCCGUCCCCUCCUCGCAGUCCAGAUGCGGAGGCCUCAUCGCCGCGCGGGAGGCGGGACAGCAAGGAGAACAAGGAGCCGUCUCCCAAGAUGAAGCGGCGUUUCAAAAUGAACACUAAAUUCUCCCAUGUCACCGGGCAGAUGGACGACGGGAAGAGUAUCCGUUACAAGGACCUGUACGCCCUGUUUGAGCACAUCCUGGAGAAGAGCAUGCGGCUGGAGCAGCGCGACUGGAACGAGUCGCCGGUCAAGGUGUGGGUGAACACCUUCAAGGUCUUCCUGGACGAGUUCAUGACUGAGUACAAGCCCAUGCAGGGGACCAUCGGCAGGGCUGCCAAACGAGAGCGCAAGAAGUCGCGCAAGAAGGAAACCGACAUUGUGAGUUCCAACAACGGCCACAUCUUCAAAUCCACGCAGUACAGCAUCCCCACCUACUGCGAGUACUGCUCCUCGCUCAUCUGGAUGAUGGACCGAGCCUGCGUCUGCAAACUCUGCCGCUACGCCUGCCACAGGAAGUGCUGCUCCAAGAUGGCCACCAAGUGCAGUAAAAAGUACGAUCCGGAGCUGUCGCCUCGUCAGUUUGCCGUCGAGCUCUCGAGGCUGACCAGCGAGGAGCGCAACGUGCCCCAAUUGGUGGAGAAGCUCAUCAACUACAUCGAGAUGCACGGCCUCUACACCGAGGGCAUUUACAGGAAGUCGGGCUCCACAAAUAAAAUCAAGGAACUGCGCCAAGGGCUGGACACCGACGUGAGCAGCGUGAACUUGGACGAUUACAACAUCCACGUCAUCGCCAGCGUGCUCAAGCAGUGGCUCCGCGACCUGCCCAGCCCUCUCAUGACGUUUGAGCUCUACGAGGAGUUUCUUCGAGCCAUGGGUCAAUCCGACAAGCGGGAGGUGAUCCGAGGAGUGUACUCUGUCAUCGACCAGCUGAGCCGCACGCACCUCAGCACGCUGGAACGCCUCAUUUUCCAUCUGGUCAGGAUUGCACUGCAGGAGGACACCAACAGGAUGUCGGCCAACGCGCUGGCCAUCGUCUUCGCCCCCUGCGUCCUGCGCUGCCCCGACACCAUCGACCCUCUGCAGAGCGUCCAGGACAUCAGCAAGACCACGGCGUGCGUGGAGCUGAUCAUCACUGAGCAGAUGAGCAAGUAUAAAGCGCGCCUGAAGGACAUCAACAGUCUGGAGUUCGCCGAGAGCAAAGCCAAGAGCCGACUGACCCACGUCAGGAGGUCCAUGAAACCUGUACUAAUCGCUGUUAGGUUUAUGAGCAUAGCCCGCACUGCCACCCCGGUAUGUAUGCCCCUUUGUCCACAUGCUCCCACCCCUCAUCAACACCCCCAUUGUCUGUCCCGUCCCGUCCUCGCACUUGUCCCGUCUGCCUGCUCGUGGCAAAAACUCAUCUCAAAAAAACCUCUUGACACAAAAGCAAACAAAAAGGUCACCAAAAGCCCUCACUGCGCCAGACUGCAGGGCAAAAGUCGCGUUCGGCAAGGCAGUGGCCACGCGCCGUCGCCGCCGCUCAGCCCCAGGCCGGGCCCCCCGGUGGCGGACGGGGGGAGCGCGGGAGCGGGCGCCGAGGAGAUGGCCGAGGCUCCGCUGAGCGAGCAGCAGCAGCUCGCCAUGCAGCAAGAGGAGCGCAUCCUCACCGAGCAGAUUGAGAGUCUGCAGAGAGAAAAGGAGGAACUAACAUACGAGAUGUUGAUCUUGGAACCGCGAGCGUCCGACGAUGAGACUCCUGAAUCGGAAGCGUCCAUCGGCACGGCGGACAGCUCCGAGAACAUCACCAUGGAAACGGAGGGCGCCAACACGGAGCUGCCCGAAUCGGGCGCUUGCGGCUCCAGAAAAUGGGAGCCGAAGAGCAGGCGACCGAUGCGCCGCCAUCCCGAUUCGGUGGACUCUGCCGACUCGGCCUCCGCCUGCUCCAAUCAGCCGCCGUCCGCCUCGCCGUCCCCUCAUUACCGCUUCCGCUCGUCGUCGUCGGGACCCCUGCUGGCCUCCUACAGCCCGGGAGGGGCGGUGGCCGCGGCGGGCGAGAUGAGCCGCCCAAGUCACAGGCUCCGCCUGAGCCGCAGCUCGCCGCGGGAGCCGUCGGGAGGACACCGAAGGGAGCCCGAGUUCGGCUCGGCGCCGCAGCAGCUGGUUCUGUACGGCAGCAACGAGUUCAUGGUGUGACGCCGGCAAGGACGCAAGGCGGCCCGACUACGCGGGGCCUUGAUUCAAAGUUUUGAUAAAGACAAAGGUCGGCUGCGGCUGGUCACGGGGGUCGUGCACCCCCCCGCCCCGGCAGAGCAGGUGAGUACUGAGCCAGAGCGCGGAAGAAGACUGAACUUUGGUGGGCCGUCUUUCUUCUUCAGCUUGUAGCCAGAACGACUGAAUCGCUCGGCUACGCUAAACUAUGCUAAGCUAAGCUAAGCUAAAUCCGCUUGUCACGUUUACACACCAGCCGAGAUGCUGCAUGCUCAUCCGUUUGACUUCCUGUAAAGAAAGAGCGGGACGACACGUCACAGCUGACCCUUCACAUGCGGCAGAUGGUCGGGCUGAACAAUUUUGGAAAAAAAAAAUCAUCUCAUUUUAAUUUUUUUCCAUUCAGUAUUGCGAUUUCAUGUUUCAUGAUUUUUAUGAAGGUUCUCUUGGGCAAUAAAUCAACGUGUACUACGAUAAACAAAAUUGGAUGCCAAAUGUUUUAUGGGUGGGGCUUAUGUGAAAGUAAAGGCAUGAAUUAGUUUGAAAAACUGCUCCAGUGGGAGUUGGGAACUUACUCAACUUGCAGUCUAUUCAGCGUGUUUCGACAUGAUAUUAUCAAAUAUAUGAAAUAUACAUAAUAUGACAAAAGAAAGCCUACCAACCCCCCGAAAUGAAGCUUUUUUUUUUUUUUUUUUUUUUGCAUACCACUACAUUGCACGGUCAGUCUGAACUCAAAAUUCAAUUCAUUGUUCAGCCCUAGUCAAGAAGAAGGCUCAAAUCAUCCAUUUCCUCAAACGGGCGAGUGACAUAGAACGUUCGUUUCCCCAGGAGAAUUUUUGAGCUUUUGCCACCCGCAAGUCCCCCAUGGUGAAAAGUCCGCUUAUGAAUAAGGUGGCUAGCACGUCCGCCUCCCGUUUAAGAGGUUCGACUCGGGCUCCGCCCUUCACCGAUGACGCGCAUGCCCGUCAGCUUGAUUGCCGACUCCAAAUCAUCCGCUAGCGUCAAUGUGAGCGCGAAUGCCGUUUGGCCCUGCGAUUGGCCGGCGACCACUCCGGGGUGUACCUCCGCCGGGAUAGACACCGACUGGCGUUGGUGGAGGAUUGGAUGAUUUUGAGCAUAAGAAGAACAUGUACAUAGAGAGCAGGUGAAACGCAUUCAUUCCAUUGCCACGCUCGUAAACGUCAGUGUUAGGACGUCGCCACUUGAAUUUCUCUCCUUUGUUUGAAUUCUUGCUGUUCUAACGUGUGCUGUCAUUGCUAUUUGAUUGAUAUGCUAAGUUUCUGUUGGGCAACACUUAACAGGCUUUAUGUUGAUUUUUUUUCGGGGGGGUGGGUGGCACUGGGGAAGAGGACGUAUCAGCUCACACAUACACGCACAUGGUCUACAGGUCUGUCCAUCGAAGUAUUUGGACCAUGACGUCUUCAAGAUUUGAGUGAAGUCAAGACUUUGAGCUUGAAGUGAAGAGCUUUCACUCGAAAUUUUGGCAUUGCAGUAUGAGGUGCAUUUGAUGUGUAGUCUCCCAUUUCCAGCCACUCAAAAGUAUUUGGACAAUGAAGUAACUGCAGUUUGCAGCCUCUGCCAUGUCUGACGCCUCAUGUGGUAUGCUUUGGAUCAUGAGCCGUUCCUCCUCUUUUUUUUUUUUUUUUCUGCCUUAACAAAUGACCCGACUUUUUGGGGUCCUGAUUUGUUUUGACUUGCAAGCGAAACCUUGAGAUUCAAGCGCUGAAUGGUGGCAGUAAACUCAACUCACGUCCCCACAAGCAGAAGUUUGGAGAUUUUUUUUUCCCCCCCAAAAAAGAGACUUCCAGUCAUUUAUUAGGAUCCGCCAUUGAAGUUUAGUGUCAAACUAAACGCCAAACAAAAGUAAAUUACACAUCAUGUAUUUAAUAAAACCACAUUUUGCCUAACGUCCCCUAGCUUAGUGCUGAUACACAAUGCAAAACACCAUUGAAAAGCUAACAAAUAGUGUCGAUAGUAUCUGCGGAUUUUUGAACAGUGCUGCAACACAGGUAGACAGACAAUAUUGCAACACUAAUAUUGAAAAUAAAGCUCUACUUCAUGAUUCCAUUGAAAUCUAUCGCAAAUAAAAUUUAAAAUGAAAUUAUAACCAAGUCCAUGUUUUAAAACAAUGUGGUUUUUUUUUUAAGAUUAAAGGCAAACGUAUUGAACUUAAAAGUUAAAUCCAACUGUACUUGACUUUGUGAUUCUUUCGCAUACCACUAGAGGGAGCCCAUGUAUCGCUGCGAUGCUGAUGAUGUCAUUUGGCCGUCAUCGGCAUAAAAUGGGCCUCCUUCCUAAAUAAGUAAAUGGUUUUUUUGGGGGGGGGGGUAGGUUUAGGUUUCUUUAAAGAUCUUCAUUAAAAGCUGACAGCUUGAUUGUUUUAUUUCACGUGCAUAAAGGCAAUUGUCCAUAUACUUCUGACUUCCUCUUCUUAUUUUAGCUCAACAACAGCGCUUCCGUCCGCGGACCCUCGUAGCAUUUAAUGCGCAGAAACCAAAACACAGUAGCAUUCAAAUAUUUCUCGGUAUCGAGUGAAGGCUUCUAACGGCCUGAUCGGGUAGCUGUCUAUCACCACAAUUAAAGCUGCAAGAUUUGUCUCUCUGUACAACACAAUCAGUGUUAAGCAGCUUUCGCCCUCCUCACUUGACACACACACACACACACACACACACACACACACAUACACACACAAAAAAGGAGCUGAAUGGACAAAAAAAAAACAAAACUUUUCUGUAUUAUUUGUUCAUGUCAUAUUGCAUCAUGUGUGUGGGGGUAAAAAAAAAAGUGAAUGUAAGUGUCACUGGAAGGCAUGCUGUGCUUUCUCGGGCCCUUUUUGUUCCUCUUUUAUAAACGGCGUAUGUAUGUACUGUAUGUAUGUAUGUAUGUAUAUUUUAUUUAUGUCCACGCAUUCUGCUGGUUGAUUGCUUUCAAAGGAUUUGUUAUGAAGGAUAUAUUAUCCUGUGUGUACGAUCAAGUGCUUACAAGGCCAGGAAAGAAAAAA